AUGGUAGCUUUAGAAAGAAAAAGAAAGAUAUCUGGCUCUGAGCAACCUAACGGCACCAAAAAAUUUAAGAGUGCAACUUCUUCGUUUGUAUUGCAUUCGUAUUCAAAAUUGCCAGACCUUAAUAGUAUUCCUCUCGCUAAAACUCAACCUUUAGAUGUAUUUGUAUGGGGUACAGGAUCAAUGUGUGAAUUAGGCCUUGGACCUUCUGCUAAAACCAAGGAAGUUAAAAGACCAAGAUUAAACCCAUUUUUGACUAGUGAACAUUUGGGUGAUAGCAAGAUUGUUGAUUUUGCGGCCGGUGGUAUGCAUACUUUAGCCUUGGAUUCGGACAAUAGAGUUUGGUCUUGGGGUGGUAAUGACAGUGGUGUUUUGGGUAGAGAUACUUCGAAAGUUAAGGAAGUUUUGAAGGAUAUGGAUGCUGAUGAUUCUGAAGAUGAUGAUGAUGGUGAUUUAAACGAAGCCGAAUCCACACCGGGUUUAGUUGAAAACUUACCAAAGCUUAAAGGUGCAAAGAUCGUUCAAUUAGCUGCCACUGACAAUUUGAGUGCAGUCUUAUAUGAUAACGGUGAUGUUUAUGCCUGGGGUUGUUUCCGUUGUAAUGAAGGUUUAUUAGGUUUCUUAAGAGAUGAAAUUAAAUUACAAAAAACACCUUUAAAAAUUAAGCAAUUAAAGAACGUUGUUCAAUUAGCAAGAGGAAAAGAUCAUUUAUUAGCUUUGGAUUCAAAAGGUAUCGUUUACGCUUGGGGUAAUGGUCAACAAUUUCAAUUAGGCCGUCGUGUUUUAGAAAGACAUCGUUACAAUGGUUUAGAGCCAAAACAGUUUGGAUUAUAUAACAUCAAAUACAUCGCAAGUGGUGACUUUCACUGCUUUGCUAUUGAUCACGAUGACCAAGUGUACGCAUGGGGUUUGAAUCAAUUUGGUCAAUGUGCUUUAACUGAUUCAGAUGGUAAAUUAGAAGAUGGUUCCUUAAUUACAUCUCCUACCAUUAUUCCUGAAUUAUCGAAAAAGGGUAUUACCCACCUCUGUGCCGGUGAGCAUCAUUCAAUGGCAUUAACUGGGGAUGGUCUGGUUCUCUCUUGGGGUAGAUAUGACAUGAAAGAAGUCGGAAUUCCAAAGGAUAAAUUACCAGAAUCCACCUUCAAAGAUGCGCAUGGAAACGCCAGAUCGGUUCCAACUCCUACUAAGCUUCAAUUUGGAUUGAAGUCUGAUAAUGGUGUCAAAUGUAAGACUAUUGCUUGUGGCUCGCACCAUUCCUUCGCCGUAACUGAUGAUGGUUUUGUGUACGCCUGGGGUUUUGGUGAUACUUAUGCACCAGGUUUAGGUCCAUUAGAGGAGGAUGUUGAAAAGCCAACCAGAAUUGUAAAUACAGCUACAAAAUAUCAUGAUAUUCAGCAGAUAAAUGCCGGUGGUCAAUUUUCUAUAAGUGGUGGUGUUAAAAUUGAUGAUGAAGAUAAAGCAGAAGAUAGAAUAGAGAAAUACGAAGAAAUUGACGGAUAA
Debaryomyces hansenii CBS767 is the source of this 1497-nucleotide messenger RNA. RefSeq names its product Ran guanyl-nucleotide exchange factor. Lineage: Eukaryota; Fungi; Ascomycota; Pichiomycetes; Serinales; Debaryomycetaceae. Gene Ontology annotation, molecular function: guanyl-nucleotide exchange factor activity. The coding region runs from base 1 to 1497 and encodes 498 amino acids. Gene Ontology annotation, cellular component: cytoplasm. The record is from RefSeq and is a predicted model, not a curated record. The transcript has a single exon.